Spodoptera exigua (beet armyworm) is the source of this 1266-nucleotide messenger RNA. Lineage: Eukaryota; Metazoa; Arthropoda; Insecta; Lepidoptera; Noctuidae. The record is from the annotation of a GenBank genome assembly.
UCGCAAAGCAGCGUAUCAUUUUGAGAAGCAACAUGUGUCGUAUCAGUAUUCUCUUGUUACUUGCCUGCUACGGAGCUAUGAGCGCCGUCGUUGAUGUGCCGAAGUAUAAGAUGCUGGAUGGCAGGGAGAUGCCAGCUAUCGGUCUUGGCACCUACCUAGGAUUUGAUAAGGGUGGUGCAGUCACAUCCAAGGACAAACAGCUUCGCAAUGUCGUAAUGGAGGCCAUAGACGUUGGGUAUAGACACUUCGACACUGCUGCCAUCUACAAUACUGAGAGUGAAGUAGGCGAGGCUAUUCGAAUGAAGAUAGAGGAGGGAGUGAUAAAGAGAGAAGAUGUUUUCCUUACUACUAAGCUAUGGAACACCCACCACAAACGCGAGGAAGUUAUUAUUGCCAUGAAGGAGACCCUCAACAAGACUGGACUAGACUACGUGGACCUGUUCCUCAUGCACUGGCCUAUUGGAGUUAACGCUGACUACACCCAUUCUGACACAGAUUUCAUGGAGACCUGGCAUGCCAUGGAAGACAUGGUCAAGCUAGGAUUCACCAAGUCCAUCGGCUUAUCAAACUUCAAUAAAAUGCAGAUCCAGAGAGUCCUGAAUGAGGGCACCAUCAAACCAGCCGCUUUGCAAAUUGAGGUGCAAAUAAUGGCAAUUUUUUUAUCCUUUUUAGUCUUAGUAGUUAACUGGUAUCUCCAUCUUAUGGUUCAUCCUCAGAUCAUACAAGAAGAGCUGAUCGCCUUCGCCAAGGCGGAAGGUAUUGUUGUAAUGGGCUACAGUCCUUUCGGCUCCCUCGUCAUGAGAUUUGGCAUGGAGUUCCCUGGGCCCAAAAUGGAUGACCCAGUUCUUACCUCGUUGGCCCAGAAAUACGGGAAAACUCCUGCCCAAAUCGUCUUGCGGUGGUUGGUCGACAGGAACGUAGUCCCGAUCCCGAAAACAGUUAAUCCAAAAAGACUGAUGGAAAACAUUAACAUAUUCGAUUUUAAAUUGGAAGAAGAUGAAAUCGAGAAGAUCAAUCAAUUCGAUUCUAACACUCGGUACACUUUACCGUCAUUCUGGCAAACACACCCAUAUUAUCCGUUUGAGCAGAUACCUAACCCCAUCCCUGAUCCAUUUAGGUCUUAAAUUAAGGCCUAAAUAGAGACUAUAAUUUGAAGUUGAAUUAACAUCUAGGUAGAAGGUAAUGAUUACAUUAAAAAAAUCAACUUCGUAAUCUGUCACAGAUUAAAUAUUGGCGCGGAAUUUCAAAAGCACCUGAAUUUAUUUA